Messenger RNA from Dicrocoelium dendriticum, 1914 nucleotides. Lineage: Eukaryota; Metazoa; Platyhelminthes; Trematoda; Plagiorchiida; Dicrocoeliidae. The record is from the annotation of a GenBank genome assembly.
UGGUUAAUCUUUACUAUGAUAUUAUGAUUAAAGUUAGCUUGCAGCAAGAUCUUCUGUGUUGUCAUGUACCCGUCUUCGUCUUCAAAUGAUCGGUAUUGGAUUCGUUUUGGCCCCUUUCUGUUUCCAUUUCUUUACACGUUUCCUGCAAUAUACUGUUCUAGCGCUUAAAGUGUAAUAUCGGUUCUUGCUAUACCUACCAAAUUCCUUGUCUAUUUUAGCUGACCCUGAAAUGAGCCGCACAAGCACAGUGGAGAGAGCAAAGUCUCCAUCUGUGGAGUUUGAGACGGUUCCUCCUAAGGUGGAUAUUUCAACCACCGUUUUCGAGUUUGAGGAUCAGGACAAAAAGUUCAGUUGUGCGGAAUACCUCCGAACUAGCGAUUUAUCCCAGCUAGUACAAAUGAUGGCUCACAGCGCUGAGGAGUUCGUGCGUCAUGUGUGGUUACGUGGUUGGCAAGUGGUGCAUCAUAGAAGUUUGCCAGCGUGGUUGAAAGACAACGACUACAUUCUACGGUAUCACCGUCCUCAACUGAACACCUGCUGGGCUUGCUUUAAGUCCAUGUUCCGUGUCCAUACGGAGACUGGUAAUAUUUGGACUCAUCUUCUAGGUUGUGGCAGUUUUUUAGUGAUUUUCGUGUACAUUUUGGUUCAAGAUUCUUCAUUAGUCCAGUGGCAGGACAAACUGGUUUUCUCUGCCUUCUUUAUCGGAGCCGUAAUCUGCCUCGGUUUCUCGUGCCUUUUCCACACAUUGUCCUGUCAUUCGGAGCUUGUCGGUCGACUUUUCAACAGGUUGGAUUACGCCGGGAUCGCUUUUCUCACCGUUGGGUCAUAUGUACCUUAUCUCUACUACGCUUUCUACUGCACUCUUUGGGCCAAGAUAUUCUACACAUUACUCGUCACGGUGCUUGGCACGUCAGCGGUUGUGGUCUCGAUGCACCGAUCAUUCACGUCUCCACGCUAUCGUCCUCUUCGCGCUGGCCUGUUUAUGGGACUUGGUUUGUCCGGCCUCAUCCCCUGCAUACACUCCAUUGUGAUUUACGGUUUUUGGCAUUCGGUGAACAAAGGAUCCUUGGGCUGGUUAUCGGUGAUGGCCAUGCUCUACUUGACCGGGGCUACCAUCUACGCCGUACGUGUGCCAGAGCGUCUGUUUCCAGGCCGUUUCGAUAUUUGGUUCCAAAGUCACCAAAUAUUUCACGUGUUCGUUGUGAUCGCCGCCUUCGUGCACUACCACGGUGUCAGCAAGUUGGCCGACUACAGCCUAACUGAAGGAGAUUGCAGACCGGACAACAUGCAGCUCCCCUUUCCUCCAUCGGAAUUACAGCAUAUCCCAUUGGAGUUCCUCAAACCAUUCAUAAAGUAGUACUGCUGUCACCAUUGUCAUUCUUUCGUCUUUCCAUAGUCUUUCUCCCUCUCAGGUACUAGUCUCUGUUGCGCGAUUUGCUUUUGCUACGUUUCAAUCAGUGUCCGAUAAACACAUGUAGAUGUUGACCUUUGAUCUUUCCAUCCCUUUUGUUUUUAUCUCGGUCACCAUGCUGUGAUCGAGAUUAUAGUUUAUCUUUGAUUUUUUGAUCCAUAUCACUCUUCUCAGUUAUUGCUCCCUAGGAUGCCAAUAUUACACCACUUGAGAUCGAAUUUCCUCAUUGAUACUGUGCUAGGUUCGCGCUUUAAUGUGACGCUUGAUGUGCUCGCCUCUACGGUAGUGCUGUGUGCAUGUUGUCCUCCUCUGUCGGAUGAUACGUUCAACGUGCACAGCGAUUUCUUUCAGCAUCCGAAUCCUCUUCAUAAUAAGUUGUUACGUUUGACUGCUCGGUCGCACCUCUACCAUUUAAUGCACACCGUGCGGUGAACAUUGAUGGUAAAAGCAGAGUUGUCUUUCUCGUUUUCCUCAAUAUGCUGCACCUAAGUCGUCGUGGUGGU